This is a messenger RNA of Musca domestica (house fly), 4676 nucleotides long. RefSeq names its product FH2 domain-containing protein 1. Bases 647 to 2866 code for a protein of 739 amino acids. The transcript has 12 exons. Lineage: Eukaryota; Metazoa; Arthropoda; Insecta; Diptera; Muscidae. The record is from RefSeq and is a predicted model, not a curated record.
AUUAUUGAAAUAAACAAGAAUUUAAAUGUCAGUUUUGAAAGUCACUUUCAGAAACACAACUGUCAAAAUAUUUCUCUUCAUUCGACUUUUGAGUAAAGUAAACAGACAACAUUCGGUGGAAUUUGGUACCAAUUGUUACCAGAUAUCGAAUAAUGCUUCCAAUUCGAAGUCGUCUUUCAAAGUGUUCAUGUACUUGGGAUCUACCUGGGAUCCGGAUUGAGUAAUCUGUGAGAGUUUUUAAACUGUAGCCGACAAAUUUGCUAUUGCAAUUACUUGCAAUGCUUCAUUAUCCUUUUCGAAUAUAAAACUUCCAAAUUAUUACCCACAAAAUUAAUUUUAUUUUAUCAGAACAAUUACAGCAGUUGACUUGGAUGAACAGGACGGUUUGCAACAGAUCCACAGCCAAAUCAAUUCCAAUUCAUGUAUUGGACUUGCCAAUGAACUUAUUAAAAGGCUAGAAAGCAGUGAACAUUUAUCAACACUGUUCACAUUGCUUCAACUGCUCCAGACUCAAGCUGGAGGAAAUUCAAUAUGGAAGGAAGUCGAAAGAUUUAUCCAAACAGUGGUAAAUCGGCAAAUCCAUAAUGAUCUGAAUCAGGAUUUGAAUUUAGAAACGAAGAAUAAAAAAAGCAUACAGUCGAUAUCAAUGCACACAUCGUUGUCCACGGAAUCGUUGAUAAUUGAAGAGAGUCACGGAACAAAACCUGUCAUUCCUCACAUAUCACCAGCACCACCACCGCCUCCACCAUCCCCAAAUAGCAACAAUCCUUCGCCGCGUCCUGACAGUACUUCUUCUGAAAUUGAGGAAUUGCUACCGCAACAGAGUCCACCGAAUCCGAACUUAAAAAUGAAGUCAUUAUAUUGGGAUAUAGUAGCGCCUCAAACGGUGCUGGGCCAGAAAAACAUCUGGACUACCAUGGCCAAUAAACACAAGAAAUCUUUUCGACUUCCAAUUGAAUGGCAUAAAGCAGAAUCAUUAUUCUCUGUUCCAUUACCAAUGACAACAAAUACUCUGGAUAGAUCAACAAUCAAACCGCAUUCAACAAAAUUGAAAUUACUAAAUGAUCAGCAUAGUUUUCUCGUUGAAAUAUUCCUCGAACAAUUUAAGGGCUUGAAAACAGAUGAUGAAAUUAUAGAACUUGUUCGUAGCUGCAGGCACCAAAUCAUGGGUGUGGAGAAAAUCAAACGUCUAUUAAGACUUUUGUCCGAAAUGGAUGAGCUGAAUAUACUUAGAACGUUCACUGGCAACCGAAAUCACUUAGUUCGAGCGGAAAUCUUCUUGAUUAAACUAAUCGAAAUUCCUGAUUAUAAACUUCGCCUAGAAUGCAUGGCAUUUAAGGAAGAUUUCAACGAAAAUUUUACACAAUUGCAAGAUUCAAUGAAAAUUGUGAUACAAGCGGGCAAUGAACUUCUAAAUAACAAGGGUUUGCAUGAAAUCUUGUACACAAUAGUGUUGGUGGGAAACUUUUUAAAUUCGGGAAAAUUUGGUGGAAAUGCCAUUGGUAUUAAGUUGUCGUCUUUGCCGAAACUAAGUCAAACACGAGCUAAUACCGUCCACAUGAAUUUCUUACAUUUUAUGGUUGAUCAAAUAAAGAGAACGCAGCCACAUCUAUUACAGGCAUUGAACGAAUUUCGAAAUUUGCAUGAAACUGAUAAAAUAAAUCUAGAACAAAUACCCGUCGAUAUUAAAAAAUUUGAUAGUCUUUUGCAAAGUCUAAAAUCACAACUUGAAUUACCAAACAUCAUGUUGGACAUGAAUGAGCAGAUGUUAAAAUCAUUAGAAAAUGAUGAAGCUCAAAUCCAAAAUUUGAAAGAGACUUUAAAAGACGUAGAAGAUAUACGUAUCAAGGUAGCUACUUUCUUUUGUGAACCCUCGUCCACAUUCAAAUUGAAGGACUGUUUUAAAAUUUUUGAAAAAUUUCUAUGGGAUUUGAAACGUGCCGAAACGGAACUCGAAAUCAUUGAAACCAAAUCCAUAAGUAAGCAGAAGCAAUCGUAUGGAACAAUAGCAACCCCAUCGAGAGGAAAAUCAAAUAUUAAUUUGCACAAUCGCUUUGAAACUGUAAAAGUUGCAAGAAGCAAAGGUUUCAUAAGAGAGGCAAUAGAAUCUGAACAAAGUAACAGGGUGAUAUUGAAAACUAGUACAGCUGAAAAGAUAAGUUCUUUGCAAAAGUCGAAAAAAGAAUCGGCAGUUGAUAAAUUCAAGUCAAACAAGGAAACAUUGCAGAAAAGUGUUUCAAGUAAAAUUCGACAUUAUUCGGAUAUUUCACAGCAGCAUAACUCAGGUAGUGUGACAAAUUUGCCCAGCGUAGCUAAGGAUAAAUCAGCUAUAUCAAAAUGCGAAGAAAUCGGUGUCCAUGUAAUGCCAGUAAAUGAGGCAAAAUUGCAAGAAAUUAUUCGGAAAUUAAAACCAGUACCUAAAAAGAACAGUCUAUGGGAUAUACCACGAGAAAAACUAUUACGACACUCAAUUCCAAAGGGACCCAUUACUAAGGAUAAGGACAUUUUUGCAGAUAGAAAGAAGUUUUUUGAAAAUAUUGCCAGCAAAACAGAUAAUGAAAAAACUCAAACGCCUAAAUUAACGCUGCAAACAAGAAACAAAAUCAAUUACAGCUCGCUGAAAGAUACAUCAAACGAGUCGUCGGUAACCGAGGAAGCAAGUGAGGAAACAAAUAUGAACCGAAAGCAUGCAUUUAAUUCAACACCUUCCGAAAUGCCGAACUCCAAAAUAGAGGAAAUAAAUGAAUUGAAAAAGUCUCAGAAUGAAUCAGAUGAUAUGGCUAAAAUGACGAAAAUUGAGGGCAAGUCAUCUUUUCCAAAACGCAUAUUUACCUCAAUUGUAAAAAAAAUUGGCUUUGGGAAAUAAAUUUCAAAAUAACAUCAAAUUUUUAAACUUAAUUACAUCAGAUAUUUUUUUUAAUUUUCAGGCAUAUAACAUAGUUUUAAAUUUUGAUGGUCUUUAAUAAGGCCUAUAUAAGGUCGGACAAGAAGUUAUUGACUGCAAAUAUGGGCUUAACUCCAAUUUGGACUUAUUAAAAUUUCUAAAAAAUAUAUAAAAAUACAUAUCAAAAGAACCUCGGAUAGGCGUCGCAUAAGAAAACAUAUAAAAAUCAACUUUUUGACAAAACUUUUUUAAAAUUAAUUAAUCAAUUAACCCAGGUAGGUUAAUUUUUCGUCAAUACAUUCUUCUGAUCCUUGUAUAUCAGGGUUAAGUCGGGAAUAGAUUUUUUCGGUUUAAACUGUCAAAUUAAUUGUACAUACCAUGGUACAAUACGGUGGUAGAACAGUUGUGUAAAACUACAGAAAUGCAGGCCUGAGGCUGUUUCUAUUUUUCAAAAUAAUAAAUACACACACAAAAUCGGCAGAAAUCGGAUACACUUAAGGUGGGAAUACAUAAAGCGCUUAUCUGGCUGGCUUCUUUGGAAAUGAACAAAGGAGCAUAGGGCCAAAUUCGAACUAAGUCAACCUAAAACUCCUUUGUUGCAUAACAAAUAUUUCAUAUCCUCCAUACAUUCACACAAAUGUAAACUAUACAAAUUAUUACAAGAGGAUUAAAACAUUAAACGGUACACAAGGGACUACUUCACAUUUUCAAAUGAAUGAGCAGAAAAGUAUGGAAAAAGUCACGCAUUUAAUAAUUGUCUCACAACACUAGUUUUCCACGUGAACUUGAAUAGGAUGAGACCGAUUUGUUUUUCAAAACUAACAUUUAUUGUUGCUUUUUAUGUGUUGCUCAAUAAUGUUGGAUCUGAAUCGCAAUCUGAAGAUAUCACUUGUAUUGGAAAAUAUGUACCUCCAUAUGCAAAUAUUGAAAUCAAAGACAAAUUGUUUUCACCAUUACUAUGUGAAAACUGCGAUCAAAAGCCAGAACACACAGUUCUAAUGAACAAUGGACAUCAGCUUUUAAUUAAAAUGAUGUACCGCGAUACUCACAAUGUACCAACCCUAGUUGGCGGAAUACUAGAGGACAAGGGAACCUAUCGCUUUAAAGAAAUUUAUUUUAGUUGGCUAUUUGAAACACCUGAGGAAUGGUCAUUCAACGAAGUGAAUUUUCCAGCUGAACUCCAUAUUGUAUUCUAUCACACUAAAUAUGGAGACUUAGAAAAUGCUUUAAAUGCCGAUGAAGGGAUUGCGGUACUAUGUAUAGGGUUUAGGGUUAGAAGGCACAAUACACCCAGCUCAUUUCUACGCAUUGUCGAUACUUCGUUGUCGAGGGUUCUUCAAGCUCCCAGCAAUACAAUGGUACAAGAAAAUGGAAGUGUUUCGGUUUCAGAUUUUCUGCCAAAGGAUUUAAAAUAUUUUUACGGCUAUACGGGUUCUAUGCUUGCCACUGAUACCCCUUGGCCUACAACAUGUAAAGCGAAAGUUAUAUGGAUUGAUGUGGAAGAAAGCCUACAAAUACAUCCGGAUCAAGUGUUGGAGUUAAGAAAAUUACGUAAUUUUCAUGGUAAAUCCCAUUUUCCGCAUGCAAUAGAGUAUUCACGGCCAACGAUUCCUGUCUAUAGGUCCCUAGAUCCUAAUGGGAAGGAUAUUGAAUAUGAUAAUGGCCAACAACCAACAGCGAAUGUGUGGUCUCUUAUUUUUAUUUUCUUUUUGUAUUUAGCUGUGUAAAACUAAUUUCUACGACUAAAGGCGAGAAUACAUAAAACGCUUUUUUGACUGGUUGUUGAUGAGAA